AUGAAGCGGACUGCAACAAACAGCAGCAGCAGCAGCCUCGGCAGCUGCAGUGACACCUCAGGCCCGCCGCAGAAAGUUCAAUGCAUCGGCAGCAGCAGCAGCAGCAGCAGCAGCAGCAACAGCUGCAGCAACAGCACUAGUGUAAGCAGACAGAUUUCUGUCGCGGAGGGCGGCUGUUCUGCUGCUGCUGCUGGGGCCCCUCAUACUGCGGGGAGCGCUGCAGCAGCAACAGCAGCAACAGCAGCAGGAGCAGCAGCUGCUGCUGCUCGCAACAGCAGCAGCAGCAGCAAAGUUAAAGGUAUCGGGCCUAAAGGAGGGAAACAACUCAACCCGGCUCGAUUCACAGACACAUACGCUCUGCAGUUUCCCAACGCGCUGUCGGCGAAGGCAAUUGUAUGGGCCCGCGAUCCCGUCACCCAGUUCUGGAGGCCCUGCAAAAUCAUACAUGCCAGGCUUAACGCGGAGCGCCGUGCUGCAGCAGCAGCAGCAGCACCAGCCACUGUGGGGGCAGCAGCAAGAAAGAGAGGCCCAUUUCCACUGCGGGGUGCAGCAGCGGCAGCAGCAGCAGCAGCAGCAGCGGCUGCUGCUGCUGCUGCACCAGGGCAGCAACAGCAGCAACCCCUGGGUGACGGCAGCACUGCAGCCGAUUCAGUAACAGCUGCAGCUCCCGGCAGCAGCAGCAGCAGCAGCAGCAGCUGGUUUGAAGGCAGUGCCUUCGUCGAAGCAGCAACAACCCUUAAGCCCAGUGAUUACGACUACUACGUACACUUCCUGGGUCUCGACAGACGACUGCUGCUGGUGCUGCUGUUGCGGCGUGAAAGCGGCAGACACGAGAGCGAACUGCAGCGGCAUGCGUUGUUUUGUGAGUGCCGCCAUCCCCCAGGAAAUGAAAUUUACCGGGAUGAUAGGGUUUCAAUGUUUGAAGUGGACGGAACCUACUUUCGGGUUUACUGCGAAAAUUUGUGUUUUCUAUCGAAACUCUUCCUCGAUCACAAAACCCUAAGACACCCUGUGAAUUUGUUUGUGUUUUAUGUUAUGACGGAGUACGACAGCAAAGGCCACCACAUAACGGGGUACUUUAGCAAGGAGAAGCAUUCAAAGAACAACCUUUCUUGUCUACUCACUCUCCCGCAGCAGCACCACCACCACCAGCAGCACAAUCACCAUCAGGAUCCGUAG
This is a messenger RNA of Eimeria mitis, 1179 nucleotides long. Its product is annotated as MYST-family histone acetyltransferase-A, putative. The record is from RefSeq and is a predicted model, not a curated record. Bases 1 to 1179 code for a protein of 392 amino acids. Gene Ontology annotation, molecular function: histone acetyltransferase activity. Gene Ontology annotation, biological process: regulation of DNA-templated transcription. NCBI's taxonomy places the organism in Eukaryota, Apicomplexa, Conoidasida, Eucoccidiorida, Eimeriidae. The transcript is spliced from 8 exons.